Monopterus albus (swamp eel) is the source of this 1523-nucleotide messenger RNA. RefSeq names its product transcription elongation factor A (SII), 3 (gene tcea3). Lineage: Eukaryota; Metazoa; Chordata; Actinopteri; Synbranchiformes; Synbranchidae. The record is from RefSeq and is a predicted model, not a curated record. The transcript has 14 exons. Bases 181 to 1497 code for a protein of 438 amino acids. Gene Ontology annotation, biological process: DNA-templated transcription; transcription elongation by RNA polymerase II. Gene Ontology annotation, molecular function: nucleic acid binding; zinc ion binding. Gene Ontology annotation, cellular component: nucleus.
UUGUCAUGUGUGGUGCUGGUCAGCUGGGAUCCUGCAGCAGGACACGCCUCUGGGCUGAAUGGAGUGCACCGUGCGUAAAGUUCGACCUGCAGUGGAGCUAAACUUUAUUACUUCGUUUCACGGUUUUAAUAAGUAUCUAAUCGACAUUAUUAGUCCGCUUAUAGUUGAUUAAAUGCAGCGAUGGCGCGAGAGGGAGAUCUCAUCCGGAUUGCGAGGAAACUGGACAAGAUGGUGUCUAGAAAUAACACGGAAGGUGCCAUUGACCUGCUGACUGAACUGAAAGGUUUUAAUAUGACACUCAAACUUCUCCAGGAAACGAGGAUCGGCAUGUCUGUGAAUGGUAUCAGGAAACACUGUACAGACGAAGAAGUCGUUGCCUUGGCAAAGGUUCUCAUUAAAGACUGGAAAAGACUUCUGGACUCUGGCCAUUCUCAUUCUGAGAAACAGACUGAAAAGAAGAAUGGCUUGGAUUCCAGCAAAACGGCAGCGUCUCCAGACGGCUCACCCUCCGAGACACACAGCAGGAAAGACUCGUCGGAUAACAAAGUGCCUAAAAAACAUUCAGAUGAAGCCAAGAGAGAAAGGAAAAAUUCCUCUGACUCUAAAACUCCACCCCCCAAAAAGCUCAGUUUGGAUGUCAAAAAAGAAAAACACAGGAAGGAGUCAUGUGACUCGAAGCCCAGCCAACCUGUGAAACGUUAUUCAACUGACUCCAAACCUGACAGGCGGGAGUCGACUGACUCAAAGAAAAGCAGCUCACCACCAGCUAAGAAGCUAACAGGUGAAAGGAGAGAGUCCAACGGGUCCAAGACCUCUCAGCCUGCACUUCUGCAGAGGAAGCCCUCAACUGAUAGCAUUGAAAGAAAGGUUAAAACCGAUGCCCCAAAAACACCCACAAUCCCAACCAGCCCCGUGUCACCCAGCUUCAGCUCUGCUGGGGCUCCACUGUCCCCUCACUUGGCUACUGGAAAUUCCAUCAGAGAUAAGUGCAUUGAGAUGCUGGCAGCUGCCCUGCGCACAGACGAUGAUUACAAAGAAUUUGCAGCGAACUGUGACGGCAUGGCAGCAGAGAUCGAAGAUCAUAUUUACCAGGAGAUAAAGGCUACUGAUAUGAAAUAUAAGAACAGAGUCCGCAGUCGCAUCAGCAACUUGAAGGACCCCAAGAACCCUGGGCUUCGCAGAAACGUACUAGCAGGGAGCAUCGAGUUGAGCCGCAUUGCCGCCAUGUCUGCUGAGGAAAUGGCCAGCGAUGAGCUGAAACAGCUGAGAAACGUUCUCACCCAGGAGGCCAUCAGGGAGCACCAGAUGGCCAAAACUGGGGGCACCACCACUGACCUGCUGCAGUGCGGCAAGUGUAAGAAGAAGAACUGCACCUACAACCAGGUGCAGACACGUAGCGCUGAUGAGCCAAUGACCACAUUUGUCCUGUGUAAUGAAUGUGGUAACCGCUGGAAGGUAAGUUCUUUCCUUGGCCUAAAUCAUAUCAGUGUACUUUAAAUAUUAUAAAACUUCAUUAAUAUUUU